Molecule: messenger RNA, 3813 nt
Organism: Penicillium brevicompactum
Lineage: Eukaryota; Fungi; Ascomycota; Eurotiomycetes; Eurotiales; Aspergillaceae
Product: putative RNA binding effector protein Scp160
Exons: 6
Coding region: 1-3813 (1270 amino acids)
Biological process (GO): nuclear division
Cellular component (GO): cytoplasm; nucleus
Molecular function (GO): mRNA binding
Source: RefSeq, a predicted model, not a curated record
AUGGCAGCUCAAACCCCAACCACCAACGGCGGCUCCCUCGCCGCUAUGUUGGAACAGCAGCACGCCCGCGACGAGGCCCACAAGGCCACGGUGGAGGAAACCGUGGACGAAGAGGAUCUCAAGCACCCCCCACCACCCCCUUCUCAGCCAGUGCAGCCUAUUCUCGUCGACGCCGACACCCUCGAGCAACCAACAGCGGCCGAAUCUGUCUCAGCUCCCAAGUCUGCGCCCAAAAAGAAACCCGCCUUCGAUGUACAGUCCGAGGAAUUGUUCCCAGCCCUGGGAAGCGGUCCCAAGCCUGCUGCCCCCGCUGCCGCUACAUGGGGUGUGAAGAAGCCCUCCGCAGCCGCAGCCGUCUCAAAUGGACAGCCGGCCAAGUCAAUGGAGAUUCCUCGUGUGAUGGCUCUCCCCGGAAAGCACAUUGAGCAGCUUCGCCUCGCCCCCUCUCAGCUGCAGCCCCGCGGUCAACUGAAGAAGCCUCUGCGUGAUAUCUUGCGCGACAUCACCCGCCGCUCCAAGGCGACGAUUGACAUGCGCGGUGGCCCCGGUGGCUCGAUCAUUUUCGAAGGAAAGGGUUCCGUUGAUGGCGUGCGCCAGGCUCUCCGGGAGGUCGCCCAACAAGUCGGAUCUAAGCAAUCUGUCCGUGUUCCCAUCCCCACAUCCGCCCGUGCCCACAUCAUUGGUCGCCAAGGUACCGUGAUCCAGGACAUCCAGAGCCGCACUGGUGCCCGUGUGCAGGUUCCCCGUGCCGAAGCCAACGCCCCCGCCGACGAUGACGAUGACGACACCAUUGAUAUUUUGAUUGAGGGUGAUGCCGUGGCAGCGGAGAUGGCCCGCCGCGAGAUCGAGGCGAUUGUCAAGGAGCGUGGUUCUAGCAUGAGCUUCAAGCUGAAGACUUUCUUCCCCUUCAUUGCGGGUGCACACGAUGCCAACCUCCGGGCCAUCGAGGAGCGCACCAAGGCACAGAUCAGCGUUCCCCGCUACGACACGUGGUCAAGCCAGCCCCCUCCCCAGGAGGCCAACCCUGGCCAGGUCCAGUUCGUUGCUUGCCCUGACAAGCACAUCUCCAUCUCCGGAGAACGCGCUGCUGCACAGGAGGCUCGCGCUGAGAUUGAGCGUCUGGCCGCCCAACUGCGCCAGCAGCUGACUCUCCGUCAGCUGGCGAUCAACCGUGGUCAGCACCAGUUCAUUCUGGGCAACGAGGCCGAUGCUCUGCACAAGUUCAUUGCGCAAACCGGGUGUGCCGUGGUCCUGCCCCCUGCCUCUGACGACAGCGAGUUCCUUACCGUCACUGGUCCCCUUGACCAAAUUGAGGCUGGUAUUGAACACGCUAUGGAUCUUGCUACUAGCAUGCAGAUGGCCAGCAUCGACUUGUCCCGCCAGCAUCCCACUGCCCCCGCCGGUCCCCACGCUCACGCCAGCGCUCUGUCCCAGUACCUGCGCCGCCGCCAGGUGAUCAAGGAACUCGAGUCAACCUACGAUGCUCACAUUGCCCUUCCCCCAGCGUUGAACACCAUCCGCGCUCGCUCCGACAUCAUGAACCUGAUUCAGGCUCUUCCUCCUUCCCGACUGCGCCACGUUCCCGUCGACCCCUACUUCCACCAAUACCUCCGCAACCGUAGCGCAAGCACUCUCCAGGGCGACUAUGGCGUUCACCUGAUGGUUCCUGAUGACAUUGAAAGCACCGAGGUUGUCCUUGUCUACGAGGGCCCCUCUGCCACCGCUGCCCGCUUCGAGGUUCCCAGACAGCGACCCACCCCCGCAGAUAUCGCUUCCUUUGAGAAGGGUCUGGAGGAGGCCCAGCAGUUCUUGCUGGCCGCCCUUGGAGACCAGAACGACAUCGUUUCCGAGUCGAUUGCCAUUCCCUCCAAGUACCAGGAGAAGGCUCGCAAGUUUAUCAACCGUGAGCAGGAGGCUAAGGGCGAGGACAGCAUCCCCGUUCGUGCCAUCGUUGGCGAAGCUAAGGGCUCCCAAUGCCAGGUCUCCCUCCGUGGUCCUUCAGCCAUCGUCGCUAACCUGGUUUCCAAGCUUGAGGACUUCGUUAUUGAGCAGGAGCAGGAUGAUAAGGAGCGCGGAUACAUCACCAGCUUCGAUUUCCCCCAGAAGUAUGCCAACUUCUUGAUCGGCAAGCGCGGCGAGAACAUCAACAAGCUUCGCGAAGAGUUUGAUGUCGACAUCAAGGUUGAGAACGGCAAGGUCGAGGUCAAGGGCCCCAAGACCAAGGCUGACGCUACCCGCAUGCGCAUCAUCAACAUGGGCCGCAAGCUCGAGGAUGAGACCACCCACAUCCUUAAGGUCCCUGCUCAAUAUCACCGUGAGCUGAUCGGUCAACGCGGAAGCCAGGUCAAUAAGCUCCAGGACCGUUACUCAGUCCGUGUUCAGUUCCCUCGUGCCACUGCCACCGAAGAUGUCGCUGAGACUGGCAGCGAUGCCGGUGGUGCCCGUCCCAACCGUCCCCAGCAGGCUGCCGAUGAGGUCCUUGUCAAGGGUCCUAGCAAGGGCGCUGACUCCGCUCGUGACGAGAUCCUCAGCUUGCUGCAAUGGAUCAUCGAGAACGGCCACUCUGCCUCUAUCUCUGUUGCUCAGAACCAGGUUGCCUCCUUGAUCGGCCAGCGCGGCCGGGAGAUGGACAAGCUUCGUGCUGAUACUGGAGCUCAGAUUGAUGUUCCCAACGCCAACGACGCAGCUGAUGCAUCUGGCCGUGUUGAAAUUCGUGUUAAGGGUACUAAGCAGCAGGUUGCUGAGGCUAAGAAGAUCCUGCAGCAGCGUGCCAGCGAGUUUGAUGCUACCGUUACCAAGUCUAUUGAUGUCGAGAAGAAGUGGCACAAGGCUCUCAUUGGCGGAGGUGGUGCAAACAUUCGCAAGAUCGUGACUGAGGCAGGUGGCCCAUCUGACGGCAGUGCCGCCCGAAUGGUCCGCUUCCCCAAGCCCGACAGCGCCGAGUCCACCAUUCGCUUGGAGGGCAACGGCAAGAUUGUUGACAGCAUCAUCGCUGCCAUUGAGGAGUUUGUCAAGGAACGCCAGGACCAGGUCACCGAGAUCAUCGACGUCCCUACCGCUCACCACCGUCUGCUUAUCGGUCGCGGAGGUGACACCCGUCGCAGCAUCGAGUCCAAGUUCAACGUGACCCUGGACAUCCCCAAGCUUGGUUCCGGCCGCACCGACGUCAAGCUCAAGGGCCCCACCACUGCCGUGGAGAGCGCCAAGGAGCACGUCAAGUCCCUGCUGAAGGAGCAGCACGCUGAGACCAUCGAGGUCCCCAGCCACCUGCACCACGCCGUCGCAGACAACGGCUCCAUCUUCCGCCGCCUUCGCAACGACCACCAGGUCAGCGUUGAUCACGCCGGCCAGGUCGUCCCCGCCAUCAACCCCACCGAGGAAACUCGCGCCAACGGCAACAACGCCAUGCCUCUGAUCACCGAUGAUCCCACUGCCGCUGCCGAUGCCCACUCCUGGACUAUCAUCGACAACGCUCCCUCCUCCCCCUCUUCCCCUUACCCCUGGGUUCUGACCGGCUCCCCCGAGAACGUCGCCAAGGCCCGCGCCGUCGUCGAGAAGGCCGUCGCCGCUGCCUCGCAGCAGUCCGCCACCGGCUUCCUCAUCCUGCCAGACCCCAAGACCUACCGUUUCGUCGUCGGCCAGGGCGGUAGCCAGAUCAACACCAUCCGCAAGAAGACCGGCUGCCACAUCAACGUUCCCAAGCAGCAGGCUCCUGGUGAGGCGAUCGAGAUCCGCGGUAGCUCCGCAGGUCUCGAAGAGGCUAAGGAGAUGAUCUUGGAAGCUGUGCAGAACGGUCUGAACGGCUCGCGAUAA